Drosophila yakuba is the source of this 2733-nucleotide messenger RNA. RefSeq lists its product as uncharacterized. NCBI's taxonomy places the organism in Eukaryota, Metazoa, Arthropoda, Insecta, Diptera, Drosophilidae. The record is from RefSeq and is a predicted model, not a curated record. The transcript is spliced from 3 exons. The coding region runs from base 1 to 2733 and encodes 910 amino acids.
AUGGCGCAAGCUGAGGCAGACAGGGCCUUGAUGAAAUUCAUGACCAUAACCGAUAGAGUAGGUCAGUUCGAGGCCAGAGUCAACACCCCAGCAGUCACAAGUCCGUCAAUCCACACAAGUAGGGUGCGACUCGAGCAGAUCAGGGCCCUAUGGGACAAGGUGGAGAAGGAAUACGAGGCGUGCUCCGAAGCUCUGUCCGGUCUGGGAUCCACAGACACAAUAACAGUCAUGCAGUCCAAGUAUGACUACUGUUAUGCCGUUUACGAGCGGUGCGCAGCGAGCCUCAACGAGAUCAUUGAAGAAGGUUCACGCUCGCAACAGGCCGUUCAGGCCUCCAUUCCGGCGCCUCCUCAGGGAGGGUGUCGCUUACCCCCAGUCGAGUGCGACAGUUUCAGUGGGGACUAUGUUCACUGGCCCACGUUUCGGGAUCUUUUCUCAGCCAUCUACAUAUACAACCCUCGGCUUUCAGAAGUUGAAAAGUUGUUCCAUCUCAAUGCUAAAACUAGUGACCCAAAUUUCUACCGGAGUUCGCAGAUCGACGUUCUGAUCGGUGCCGAUAUCCUGCCAUCGAUCAUUCUCAGCGGCUCCCAUCCCAAUAUCUGUGGCACGCUUCUUGGCCAGAAGACCAUAUUCGGAUGGAUUCUUUGCGGUCCGAUCGCAACAAAUCCCACAAGCAGAAUAUGCUCAUUUUCGUCCCGACUAGCUGUCACCGAGUCCAGACUGGACAACAUUCUCACAAAAUUUUGGGAGGUGGAGGAUGUUCCAGUGAAGCGGGUUAGGGAAUCCACCUCGAUUUGCGAGGAAAACUUUGUCCAAUCUACCAAAAGGAACGAGAAUGGGAGGUCGAUCGCACUGGCUCAGUUCCUCCGAAACGAGAUUCGACUGAAUAAAGACGUUGCGUCAAAAAAGCAGUACGACUCAGUCAUUCAAGAGUAUUUAGAUUUAGGUCAUAUGCACCAAGUCUCUCCGGACGACUCUAAUAAUUUUUAUUUGCCCCAUCAUGCUGUCUUCAAACCAGACAGCACCACAACGAAGGUUCGCGUUGUGUUUAAUGCUUCCAAUCCUUCAUCAAACGGGAACAGCCUCAAUGAUAUCCUUCAUGCGGGGCCCGUACUGCAGUCCGAUCUUACUAUCCAGAUUCUAAAAUGGCGUUUCUUCAAGUAUGUGUUCAAUGCGGACAUCACAAAAAUGUACAGGCAAAUUCGGGUAAAUUCAACCCAUAAGCGCUUUCAGAGAAUCCUCUUUCGCAAUAAGGAUGGAGAGCUCUGUGACUAUGAACUCGAUACAGUCACCUUCGGCGUAAACUGUGCGCCUUUCCUAGCCAUCCGCGUACUACAACAGUUGGCUCAGGAUAUCCGAGGCCAAUAUCCUUUGGCAAGUGACAACAUCUCGAACUUCAUGUACGUUGACGAUGUGCUCGCAGGCACUCACAAUAAGCAGUCGGCAGUUUUAGCCAUCGAGGAGCUUCGGCUGGCUCUUGAGAGUGCUGGUUUUCCAUUACGGAAGUGGACCUCGAACGAAAGAAAACUCCUACAAGAGGUUCCAAAGGAGCACUUGAUAAGUGCAGACUUUCUGGAGCUUGAAGAGGCUAGUACGGCGAAAACUCUUGGGAUCCGUUGGCAAGCUACAUCCGAUAGUUUCUUUUUUAUUCCAAUGGUGAUCCACCUCCAAACUGCUUACACAAAACGAGAGGUUUUAUCUCAGAUAGCCAAACUGUUCGACCCAGCAGGAUGGCUAUCACCUUUCGUAGUCCGAGCCAAGAUUUUUAUGCAGAAAAUUUGGCUACGCGAGCUGGGCUGGGAUCAGCCACUCCCCAGGGAUCUCGCGACCCAGUGGCGGGAGUUCCUAGAAGGGUAUCCUGCCCUGAAGGAGAUUCGUAUUCCGAGAUGGGUACGUUUCCAUCCAGCUGCGAAACUUCAGUACCAUGCGUUUUGCGACGCGUCACAGGACGCCUAUGGGGCUGCUAUUUUCGUCCGAAUCGAAACGAAGGAAGGCUGUUGUACCCAUCUACUUACAUCCAAAACCCGAGUCGCUCCUGUCAGAUCCAUCUCCAUACCACGCUUGGAAUUGUGCGGAGCAGUGCUGCUCACGGAGCUGGCAGCUCUAGUAAUUUCUGAAAUGCCUCCUCAUGUUUAUGAGACCUUUUACUGGACCGAAUCCACGAUCGUUCUUGCAUGGCUGAGUAAGCCAGCGUGCACCUGGACAACAUUCGUUGCCAACAGGGUCGCAAAAAUCGAACAGUGUACCGACGGAAGCAAGUGGGGACAUGUACGAUCCGAAGACAAUCCAGCUGAUCUGGCAAGCCGGGGCGUCUCACCCCAAGAGCUGAAGGACAGCGCACUGUGGUGGCGUGGGCCAGCUUGGUUGCACCUCAAACAGGAGCAGUGGCCGAGUGAGUUGUUGGUCCAUCCGGAGACUGAGCUUGAGCAGCGCCCCGUCAAAUGUCACACGGUCGCAGUGCCCUCAGCAGUUGAAAUCCUAGAGAGGUUCUCAGCUUUUGACCGAGCUCUGCGUGUUCUUGCCUAUGUGUUUCGUUUUGUGAAAAGUUGCCGGAGGGAAGGUGUAGCCUCAUCGGCAGAACUCACUGCGGCGGAGUUGUCGGAGGUGCAGGAGCGGCUAAUUGUGCUCACUCAGAAGAAUGAGUUUCCCGCCGAAUAUAAGGUUUUGAGCAACCAGCAACCAGCAACCAGUUCCACCCGCAAGCGCAAUUUCGAACCUAAACCCCUUUCUUGA